Molecule: messenger RNA, 838 nt
Organism: Pocillopora damicornis (cauliflower coral)
Lineage: Eukaryota; Metazoa; Cnidaria; Anthozoa; Scleractinia; Pocilloporidae
Source: RefSeq, a predicted model, not a curated record
UAAGGGAUCGAAACUACAGAACAUAGAGGACAGUAUAAAUCUUCAGCUGACUUCAAACAUGAAACUUUCAACAGCUGUUGUGGCGAUGUUUCUGGUUCUCUGCGUUACACAAGCAAUUGCUUCAGUGAUUCCAAAUGGGAAAACAAUGGAUGAGAGAAUUUUGGCAAAGGAGUACAAUCCUCACCCAAUGGAGAGUGAAACAAAAGAAUCAGAGACAGACGAGGGAAGAGAUCUAGAGUAUUUUCACGUUCCAGCUAAUAACCAAGAUAACCGAACUGCGGCCGCUGACUAUUUAGUGGAUUUCAAAACUAACGAGUUCCUUCGGCGCGUUGACAGAGACGGUGUUUGCUAUCUUGGAACACUGCCGGACAAAUUAUCUAAACGAAGUAACCUACAGACUGCGUUGAGAGAGGUUUUUGAUACUCCUCCUUCUCCGCAAAAUCAUAACAUAGUGGGAGACUACUGGGUCGUGACAGAGAAAGUCGAUGAGCCUCUUAGAGAAGAAAUCCAAAAAUUCUGUGAUCCAGGUUUUCCAAUCUAUCGUGUAAAAAAAGUUGAACUAGUUACUACUGAUGAGGGCGAUGGCGACGACAGAGGCACUCGUAGAGCCAGAGGUGCUCCUCCUUCAAAAGCGAGGUUUCCACCGUUUUGCUCCGCAUCUUUUCCCACUGAUUGCAAUCCCAGUAAAUGGUUGUAUUACUACAAGAUCAAAGAUCGGCACUGUACAUGGUGGUUAAGAUGUAGCGUCAACAUCCUUAAGAAUACUAUUGAUUGCAGUGACACCAAGUGGGAUCACUGGUAUGACUCUAUACUCUGCUACGAGCCUCGCUGCCCAUAA